CACACAAAAAAAUAUUAAUAGUUUGAAACAUCACGAGAACUUAAACAAUUUGCUUCACAUAAUUAUAUGCAGGGAGACCAGCUGCACAUGCUUGCCAGUAGAAAUGGCUGGAAUUACACAGAACAUCUCAUUAGUUCCUGGAAUUGAGCUUUCACCUCAGGAAGCCAACAGAUACAAGAACUUUUUUGCCGUCCAAGUUCCCAUGUGUGAAGUUUUCAGAGCCGUACUAAAGUGGGAAUGCAGCGACAAGCAGCAAGGGCAGACUUAUGCCGAUUAUUUUGAAGAAAAAGUGGAGCUCUAUGAAUCCAAACAUGAAUAUUUGAAGAAUCUUCUUGGAGUCAAGUUUAAAACGCCUAAAGUUACACUGUCAGCUAACGAUAUAAAAAUGCUUCGGGAAAACUCUUCAAAAUAUGAUGUAAGUCUCAUGUUUUUAUUUUUGUGCGAGAUCUUCAAAUCCAAAGAAACACACACAAACGUUCUCCAGGCGAGAGUUCCUAACCAACUAGAAUGCCUGCUAAAAACGGCCAAAAACCACAGGAAUGAUGUAGUGCAUAAAGAGGACUCUGCUGUGGACCCUUAUAAAUUUGAUGAAAUUUUCAAAGCCCUGCAUGAUGUGAUAGAUGAAGCUGGCAACGUGUACAGCAUCCCAGCUGAUGAAGUAACGAGUUUCAAAACCCAGGUAGAUGGCAUGUGGGAUGAAGUGCGCACAGAUAAUGAAAAAGCUAAGGCUUAUUGUUGCUUCUUCCUGCAAACUUAUGGAAACAAAGAAGCCAAAGUCAUGUGGGAAGCGAUGUUGUCUGAAGAAACUCUGCUCUUCGGCGAUGAAAACGUUGAACGCUCGAAAGUUUUUCAUUCCCUGGAAUUUACACUACAGAAACCUAAAGAUCAACCCAAAGACAAGAUCUCCUACACUGAACUCCUAACUGGCAGCGAAAAGUUCGUUGUGGUCAUUGGCGACUCCGGGUCUGGGAAAUCCACUUUGGCCAAGAACUUGGUGAUCCAGCACUAUGGUAUCUCAGAUGCAGAGGUAGAAAUUGCCAAUCUGAAGAAUCACAAUUUGUUACUUUAUUAUGAAUGCAGGAAUGUUUCCACAAAAGAAUUUACUGAUGUAGUAGACGAAAACUUCGAAAAUGUGUGCCAGAAACUAGGCCCUGAAACUGUUAUCCAAGGAAUCACCGAGUCUAACCCUUUGAUUCUCAUUGAUGGCUAUGAUGAAUGUCAUAAAGACUCGUAUAAGGUUGUGCAACAGAUGGUGAACAAAAUGAGGAAACAUGAGUGUCGUGUGAUCAUCACCACCAGGCCAAGUGCUGCCGAUGAGCUCAAGGACUUUCUGAAGCGAGAAGGUGUGAAAUUCCAUGAGUGUGAGAUAGCAGAAAUUCGUGAUUUAGAUGACCAACUAAGAUUUCUGGAUAAGUAUGAAAAACAUGUCACUCCAUAUGCUGAGAAUGUUGUAAAGAGCUUCAGCUCUCUUGGACGGGACAUUCAAGAACUUUUUGUUCGUCCCAUUAAUUUGGUUCUCUUUUGUCACCUGGUCUGGAACUUUCCUGAAAGGAUAAAUGAUUGGAAAUCUCAUGCUGCUGUAGCUCAAGUCACACAUGAUCUGUAUGAGAGAAUUAUUCAGUCAAAGCUGGCUGCCUACUCCAUUGUUGACAAGGCUGGCCUUAUCGAUGCUUUCUUCCAAGACUUGGGCAAUUUCGCCUUGAAGAUGAUUUGCGAACAUCAUUUGGUUUUCUCUGCAAAUGAAGUUGUCGAUUUGAGACGCAGUAUCAGGUCAAAACUCAGAGAAUAUGGGGCGCUUGGGACGCUUGAUCCUAAUGCUCUUCUGGGUGUUGUCUUGAAAAUAAAACGUUCAAGUAAAAAUUCUAAAUCGGGCACAUUUUUCUUUCAUCACAAGAGCAUACAAGAACUCUUUGCUUCCAAGCCUGUCUUAAUGGAGCUCCGUAAGAAUAAUGCCUUGCCGCCCAUCCUGACGUCAUAUAAAGUAGAAAGUUUCAACCUCGCAGAAGUGCUCACGUAUGUGUUCAUGGGGCUGAGUGCUGCUGAGGAGUCCACUGUCUUCUGGAAAAACUGGCCGCUCCUGCGUGAUGCUAUUGGAGGCGGUAACACGGACAUGUAUUGCUGGGAUAAAAUCUUGCUGAACUGUCAUGACUCGCAACAUAUUGCUGAAGCGAUUGCCGGAGUCUGCUUGGCACACAGCAGCAAUUGGACCAUGACCAUUGAUAAAGAUUUCGGGAGACUCCUGUGGCUUGGAGGCCACUGUGUUGAUGCCACUGCACUGCUGCUGCCCUACCAACAGCCGGCCUCGCUCAGCGUCAGGCUUUUGGACGCCCCAGCGCCCGAGUCCUGGCGCGAGGUGGCUAGGACAUUCAAAGGAAUUCUUGAGCUGCGACUAUUAAAGGACCACGAACCGCGCCGUCCGUGUGACCACAUGCUUGAAGCCUUGAACUCCUCGAGCUGCUCGUUGUCAUUGUUUGCUGGCUGUAUCAAGGAUACGAAGAGCAUCCAAUCCUUGGCCAAAGUCGCGACGCCCAACUCAGACUUCUUGAUUGUCACGGAGCCGCACGUUGACUUGACGCCCCUGCAGCACAAGCACCAGGAGCUUUGGGUGAUUGUUAAACCCACAUCUGAGGGCGACAUCGCUGCCCUGCCCGUGUCUCCCCACAUCUUCCUUCUGGUGAAGUCGGUUGCCAAAAAUCAGCCAGAGAGUUUGACUCGCACCUUACUUGGCAUGGCUCCUACUGACAACAGGUUGCGGAGGCUGGAGGUGCAUAGCUGCGCGUUGACUGUAGCACAGGAGACGCUGGUGGAGCUGCAGCGCGCGGGCCUCAGGACGCUCUUCACGGACCAGCAAAUCCACACGGGACCCAGCCGAGUGCUGAGAAUAGGAGAGAAGAAUUACGCGCUGAUUCUCACUGAUGAACCACCGCUGCCACCACAGGCAGAACCCUGCAGGCGUGUCGCAUCAGAACCUCCCAGGUCACCCGCCAGUCUCCCCGUUGCCCCCGCCGUCGGUGGAGAGAACCUCUGUCCGCUGGCCUCGUCAUGCGGGGACCUGGACGCCGUGUACAAGAGUCUGUACGCCCUGAACGUUGUGCUGCCGCACGCAUUGCGCUUUGUACUGGUGAAAGAUCCUCCCGAACUCGUGGGGGUGGCGGACAGGAUCACUGAGAUCGCAUACGAGCUGAUCAGCGAGGCCGCUGAGCUGCACCGCGUGCCGGACGCUGAGGCUCAGCGAGUGAAGGAAGCUUGCCAGGCGCUCUGUGAUAAAUACGCUGAUGUGCGCGUUGAUGAUGACGCUUUUGCUGCGUAUAGCGUACUGAAGGAGAACUGGGAGAGGAGAGUCGACGUGGAACUUGAAAAUGUAUUUGAUGAACGGUGUCGUGAUUCGAAAUCCCGCAGUUUUUCUGACGUCAUGGAGCAAAACUUUCCUGAAGCCUGCAGCCAAAUUGGAGCUCACAACGUUGAAUAUGAUUUUAAACGUCUACAUCCUCUGAUCCUCGUUGACGGCUACGACGACGCCAACGCCACGUCCAGCGUAGUCGUAGAAGAAAUGGUCAACAAAUUUCGUGAAUUCCCAUGCAAGAUCGUCAUCACUACCAGUCCUGAGGCUGGUUCUUCUCAACGAAAUAUCUCGGGAAGAGGCUCUACGAAAUGA
Hyalella azteca is the source of this 3655-nucleotide messenger RNA. RefSeq lists its product as uncharacterized. The coding region runs from base 104 to 3655 and encodes 1183 amino acids. The record is from RefSeq and is a predicted model, not a curated record. The transcript has 11 exons. Lineage: Eukaryota; Metazoa; Arthropoda; Malacostraca; Amphipoda; Hyalellidae.